AUGCCACGACCAAAAGGUAGUAAAAAUCAAUCGAAUAAAAUUAUUCUACCAGCAUCGUCAUCAUCAUCAUCUCGUACAUCAAUAUCAUCAUCUCUACCUUCUUCUUCUACACAACCAUCUAUUCCACAAUCAACUAUAAAUUAUUCUAAUAAUGAUAUAAAUUGGAUUCAAACAUCUUUCAAUAAAAUUAAUCGACCGAAAAAAACUGAAUUUAAUAAUACAGAUGACGAUAUAAUACCAACAAGUUCAUCAAGCGAAAUCAGUGGAGGUCGUGUUAUUGUUAAUCCAGCUAUACUUCGUUAUCUUGAACAAAAUCGAAAUAUAAAUUAUUCAUCAAAUACAUAUAAAACUAAUGAGUUUUUUGAUAAAAAUUCAUCUAUAAAUAUUAAUGAAGAUAAAGAUGAUAAUUUAUUUGAUGAUCUACUCAAAAGUUUUACUGUCGAAAUUGAUCCAUUAGUAUUAAAAUCACCAUUAAUUCAUUCAAAUGAUGAACGUCAAAUUACAGUUAAUGAAUUAAUUGAACUUGAUAAAUUAAUACAAGAUGAUCUAUUUUGGGAUUUUUGUACAUGUUCAACAGAUUUUUUAACUAGUGCUCGACUUGCUGAAUGGAUUCUUACUCAUCAACAAUCCGCUAAACUUGAAACAAAUUUAACAGUGAAUAAUAUUUCAUCGUAA
Molecule: messenger RNA, 675 nt
Organism: Adineta steineri
Lineage: Eukaryota; Metazoa; Rotifera; Eurotatoria; Adinetida; Adinetidae
Source: the annotation of a GenBank genome assembly